This is a messenger RNA of Scomber scombrus (Atlantic mackerel), 3856 nucleotides long. RefSeq names its product sphingosine-1-phosphate receptor 2 (gene s1pr2). The transcript is spliced from 2 exons. NCBI's taxonomy places the organism in Eukaryota, Metazoa, Chordata, Actinopteri, Scombriformes, Scombridae. Gene Ontology annotation, molecular function: sphingosine-1-phosphate receptor activity. Gene Ontology annotation, cellular component: membrane. Gene Ontology annotation, biological process: sphingosine-1-phosphate receptor signaling pathway. The coding region runs from base 829 to 1944 and encodes 371 amino acids. The record is from RefSeq and is a predicted model, not a curated record.
AUGAGUUGAAAAGUGAGGACUGGUUAAUUCUGUGGAUCUGCCAGAGGGAGAGAGAGGGGGGCGGAGGAAGUGUGGAGGUGGAACAUCUGGACUUCAUUUGUGUGCUCCAAAGUAGGGGAACGGUCCAAAAAUAGGCUUAAAACUAUUUUCCAUAUUAAUUGUUGUCCACAAAUCCGCAUCAACCUUAGAUUUGGGCACUGAGACUCGCGACGAUUUAUGGGCAUAUGACGUUUCCAUACUGUGUCUCGCGUGUGUGUGGGUGUGUGUUUGUGUAUGUGUGUAUGUGUGUGAACGAGUAUUGUGUGCGCGCCUCCCCGAUUCUCCACAGCCUUGUGGAGCUGUUGUUCCCAGAGAGCCAGGAGGACAAUCAGACGGACUGCUGGAUUAGAGCGAGAAGAGAGAAAGUGCAAUCAUUAAAAAAAGAUCCUCUUUUGACUUUCUUGGGGGUUUUUUCCCACGAGUUUUCGGUGAUCUUUGUAUUGUUUCCGCGGUGGCGCACAAACCGGUAUGGAUUUACUAAUGACUAGACAAGACACGCCGUCUAGUCCGCCACCAAAGUUUUGAUUGUCAUCGUUGCCUCUCGACUGGAUCAGAGGAAAGCGCUGAACUUUAUGUGGAAACCGGUGACCACAUGUGAGGACAUUUGGAGACAAACGUUUGUGUGAGGGUAUUUUCGCUGCUGUAGUAGCCCAUAUCUCUCAUGGGGUGACCCACAUAGAUCUCCUGAGACGUGACUGUGGGACAGACAGUCUCCCUCCCAGCCUUCCUGUCCUUUCCUUAAAGGCAAUGAUUAUCGGCUUAGACACUGUGCACGACUCCGCUGUGUGAAUGAAUCUUUGCCGUAAAGCCGCUGUGCUCUGCCACCCUGUCACCAUGAAGAACAAGUAUUCCCAGUACUACAAUCGUAGUCUGAUCCCCUCUUAUUAUGCAUUUGCUAAGAACAUGACCAUAGCGGAUCUGGAGAAACGCAGUGAGGCUAAAAAGGUGCUAACCGACCUUAACAUCGUCAUUGUGGUACUCUGCACCAUCAUCAUUCUGGAGAAUCUCCUGGUCCUUAUUGCUGUCUGCCGCAACAAGAAGUUCCACUCUGCCAUGUUUUUCUUCAUCGGCAACCUGGCAUUCUCAGAUCUUCUGGCAGGCUCAGCUUACAUAGCCAACAUUUUUCUAUCAGGAUCAAAGACCUUUGAACUAGUGCCGGUGCAGUGGUUCAUCCGGGAGGGCACGGCAUUUAUCGCUCUAGCAGCUUCAGUCCUCAGCUUGCUGGCCAUAGCUAUAGAGCGAUAUAUUGCCAUCACCAAGGUCAAGGUGUAUGGCUCCACCAAAACGUGCCGCAUGUUCCUCCUGAUAGGAGCUUGCUGGGUUACCUCCAUCCUGCUCGGAGGACUUCCUAUCAUCGGCUGGAACUGCAUUAACAACCUCCCUGAUUGCUCAGCUGUGUUGCCACUCUACUCUAAGAAAUACAUCCUGUUUGUUGUCACCAUUUUCAGCCUGAUACUACUCUCUAUCCUCAUCCUCUAUGUGAGGAUCUAUUUGAUUGUACGCUCCAGCCACCAGGAAGCGACCAACUCACAAGCCUAUGCCCUUUUGAAAACAGUCACCAUAGUGCUGGGUGUCUUCAUCAUGUGUUGGCUGCCCGCUUUUACCAUUCUCCUCCUAGAUUCAUCCUGUAGGAUACAGUUAUGCCCUAUCCUAUCCAAAGCAGACAUCUUUUUUGGCUUUGCCACUCUGAACUCAGCACUUAACCCAGUGAUCUACACACUGCGCAGCAAGGACAUGAGAAAAGAGUUUCUGCGUGUGUUGUGCUGUUGGGGGGUGCUGCAUAGUGGACGACCAUCUGACCGCUGUCUGGUCCCUCUAAAGAGCUCCAGCUCUCUGGAACACUGCACCAACAAACAUGAACACCAGACCACACCCAUCAUGCAAGAUUGUACCACCUGUGUCUGAUAUGGUGUAAAUGCAUCAGGGCGCUUGUGUGUAUGUGUUUGUGUGUGUGAGUGUGUGUGUGUGUGUGUGUGUGUGUGUGCAUAAGUGAAAACAUGUGUAUGUGUGUGUAUCAGAUCAAGAGGCUGUGAUGAGACAAAGAGAUAUUAAAAAAGCGAGCACAUCCUGAACAGAGAUGUCUGGCAUUGUAUUUUACAAUCCAGACUUCUUUUUUUUUUAAUGGCAAUCAAAAGUGUGUGAACUCACAAUCAACAUUCAAUCAACUCACCCAUGCAGGGGAGUAAAAACUUUCAGAAAUGUGAAAAUAGUUUUGUCAUGGGUACUCUGAUUAAUUAACAUGGAGUUGCAAACCAUUUUCAUGUAUAUGCCUGUCUUGCUUUUUGUUUUUUCUCUCUAAAGAUGUUAACCUAUAUUAGAAGCCAAAAAUAGAAACAUAACAUGCAUCACACUUCUGGUGAACUAUGAUGGGCCUUUUGAGGUCUGCACUGGUGCAAAGCUUUCAAAGUGGCACAUUGUACAUUUCUCUAGAGAUUGUUGUCCUGUGUAACCACAGUACUCUCUUUCACUGAUAUAUGUAUACAUUAGGCCUACAUAUUUAUCACUCAUUCUUUACAAAGCUGGAGGCAGUGGCCAACUUCACUCAGCACUGCAUUCCAGAGAAGCCAAAUUAUUACUCCCCCAAUAAAACCAGGGCUAUAUAUUCCCUAUAUAACCUUGCUUAAAAUCAUUUGAUUAAGUACAACAAACUUACUUACAUAAUCUGCUUACAUUUAAUGCAUGAAAUUCUAACUCAUUUGUUAGCGCUAAUGUGUAAGAUAUAUUCCAGCUUCCAUCACUAACACCCCUUCCCUCAUUUGUCCUCAUAAUCUGUCCCUCUUGCUUUUACUGUUGUCUUUUGUAUUUUAACAGUUUCCUUUGAGGAAGGCCUAAUCAGAAAGUACAUUUCCUGAAGUGAGUUGGCACUGAUGAAUUUUACUCAACGAUAGUAGACUAAUGGGUCCUGACAGUGUUGUAUUAACAUAGCAGCAAUGUGCUGUCUGUGUUUGUGCCUUCCUCUUGGGGACUUAGGCUGAAUGUAUGUAUGAAGUGUUUGGGGCAGGCGCUCCACUAUUGACAGUAUUAUUGAUCAUCAUUUUGAAUUAUCAAGUAAUUGACGAGCAUAGAGUGGGAUGAUAAGGGUUGGUUGGUCUCACUGUGAAGUCUUACAUAGCACCAUGAACAAAAAUGUACUGAAUUUGAACAUCCUGGUUUAAUCUGCUAGCCAUAUGCCUUGUGCAACUAAAGGUGUAAACACGUCUUAUCUUUCCAAAGACGCCUACAAAAUGGGAGAAGAUCCGGUUUCAAAGGCAUGGGGGAUUGGGGUGGGGGUCUGCCCCCUUGGGAGGUCAGCUUCAUCCUCAUUCUCUGACAUCUUACAACUGCAACUUCCUUCAUUAAUAGGAAGUCCUGUUUUUCAUUGUCUGGUUCCUGUUGUUCAGGGUUACACUAGCCUUUUUCCUGUAGACACACAUUUAAGAACUCUUCUCUUACUCAGUGUUUUCUUGUUGACUUUUACAUUUUAGAUGGCCAAGUAGAAAUGUUGAAAAGCACUUUGGCAGCUUCAGUGAUGUUUGCUUUCUCCCAGUUUUUUUCAGAUGGAGAGGUGUUUUAAUCUGUGUACCUAUCACUUCAUUGUGUUGCCUGACUAUGAUUUUUUUAUCAAAAAUAUAUGAAUAACUAUGUAUGUUUGUAAGUAUGUAUGUAUGUUUGUAUCUUUGUACAGUUUGUAUAAUUUGUGUUGUAUGAAAUGUCUCGUGUGCAAUAGCCUUGUGUGUCCAGUAGCACGCUGCCUGAGUUAAAUCGGUACAAUCUGAAACACUAUUGUAGGUACAUAAACAUUUGUUAAUUGCAUUCCCUUUUUAUAAAAUAAAAUAAA